Messenger RNA from Helianthus annuus (common sunflower), 1044 nucleotides. RefSeq lists its product as uncharacterized. Lineage: Eukaryota; Viridiplantae; Streptophyta; Magnoliopsida; Asterales; Asteraceae. The coding region runs from base 1 to 1044 and encodes 347 amino acids. The record is from RefSeq and is a predicted model, not a curated record. The transcript has a single exon.
AUGGCUAAACACAUAUGGAGUAUUCUUACCAAAAGGGAGUCUAUCUGGGUGAAAUGGAUUCAUGACCACAAGCUUAGAGGAAGAAAUUUCUGGGAGGUGCCAUGUAGAGGAAGUAUGAGUUGGGGGUGGCGUAAAUUGUUAUCCAUCCGAAACAUCAUUCGGCCUCAUGUUUGGUCGGCUAUCAAGAGCGGGUCCCAAACGAAUAUUUGGAGUGACAUGUGGUGUUCGAGUAGUCCUCUCAUUUCGUUCAUCUCGCCUAGAAACAUAGCGAAUGCUGGUUUCUCGCUUAGAUCAACAGUUGCGGAUUUGAUUGAUCAGGAUGGUCACUGGAGAUGGCCUCAAGCUUGGCUGGAUCUUUUUCCAGUCUUAAUCACAAUAGCGGUUCCGACAAUUGAUCCGAAUGGUGUGGAUACUCUUGUAUGGAAAGAUGGGGAAGGUAAGAUUCAUGACUUUCAAGCGGCUAGUGUUUGGAAUACAAUCCGGAAUCGGGAAGGACAGGUGAUGUGGGCGGAUAUGGUUUGGUAUACGCAAUGUAUUCCUAGGCAUUCUUUUCACCUUUGGUUGGCGUUUAGAAACAAGCUCAAAACGCAAGAUAGACUGGCUAUUUGGGAAGCGGGUAGUCAUACUAAUUGGAAUUUAAUGUGUUGUCCGCUGUGUAACCAUGAUAGAGAUACUCGGGAUCAUUUGUUCUUCCAAUGUUCUUUCGCAGCGAAGACAUGGAAUGAAGUUAAGAAGCUGGUUAUUUUGAGCAAUGUUAAUGAUUCAUGGUCGUCGGUCGUUGCUUGGGUGGAGCUACAUGCAAAAUCUAAGAGCGCAGAUCAUAUUGUGUGCAAACUUUUGAUUGCGGCUUCGGCUUAUUAUAUUUGGCAAGAGCGGAAUAACAGGCUUUUCAAGAACAACAAAAGAACGGCUGAACAAGUGGCUGAGGUUAUUAAGUCGUCGGUUCGGUUGAAACUUAUGGGAUUCAAAUUUCGGCUUGCUUCGGCUAAGCGAAGGAUUUUCAAGAGAUGGAAGAUUGAAGAUAAUGGAGCGGACCCGGGCUAG